Molecule: messenger RNA, 3679 nt
Organism: Monosiga brevicollis MX1
Lineage: Eukaryota; Choanoflagellata; Craspedida; Salpingoecidae
Exons: 3
Biological process (GO): protein phosphorylation
Molecular function (GO): protein kinase activity; protein binding; ATP binding
Source: RefSeq, a predicted model, not a curated record
AUGGGCGUGUGGUCGUGGCCGCGCGCAAGCGUGGCUGUGCUGCUUGUGGUGAUGCGGGCGGCUUGUAUCGAGGCUGCACACUCGGGCGAUCCCACCAAUGCCUUUUGCGCCCAGGUGCGAUUGCACGGCGUUGACGCGCCCAUGUACGCUGCAAAGUGCCGAGAGCAUGCGCACUUUGACCGCAAGGCCAUUGCCAAUGCCGCCCAUGCCGACCCCACCGCGCCCUGGCAAUCAGUGGUGCAGAGCCAUGCUCAGCGCACUCGACGAGCCCAACUGCAUGGCGAUGAAGACUGUGAACAAGCAACGGGUUGCACAGUAAGGCGCACGGCCAAUGGAUCUAGCGUCACAGUCGAGUGCUACGACAACACCUAUACCAACCUGGAGGGCCUACAAAGCUGCAACAUCAACGCUUCGGUCGACCUGACCCUCCGUCUCUACCUCGUCGACUGCUCCAACGUGGGCAAGUACUUUGACGGAGCAUUCCUGGCGGCCAACGGCCUCAGCUCCUUGACCCUGGGCGUUCAGACCACCCCAUUGGCUCAGACCAUCCUACCCGCGCUGAAUAGCAGUCUUCUUCAUCACCUGGCCCUUUACAACGCAACAGAUGACCCCGACUUUACGGGCUUGCCGGUCCAAAGCGACCUGACCACUCUAGAGCUUGUGAAUUGCGGCCUGACCCAUGUCCCCACCCUCCUCAACUAUGCUCCCGGCCUGAGCGUGCUAAACAUGAGCAGCAAUUCCAUUUUGCAGCUCCCGCCUAGUCUCAACGACUUGGUCAACCUGACUGUGCUUUUGGCCGCUCACAAUCAGAUAACCGACCUGGACAACCUGAACCUGCCCCACCUGCAGACUCUUGAUCUUGGCUACAACCAGCUCAAUGCGGAUCUCGGUGACACGGUCCACCUACCAGAGCUGCAGGGCCUCGACCUGCGUGGCAAUUUGCUGUCAAGCGUACCGCCGUUUGUGGCCACGCUAACGAGGCUCACCGAGCUCAUCCUGAGUAAUAAUAACAUAUCUACCCUCAGCAGUGACACAUGGCCCGCUCAGGCUGAGCUGACGUUGCUGGCCCUUGAUUACAACCGCAUUCGGUAUUUGGAGCCGGGCACCUUUCAACGACUGACCGUCCUUGAACACCUCGAUAUCUCAAGCAACGCCAUCACAGCGCUGCCCGCCGGUCUUCUGAGCGACCUCUCCAGCCUGACCAUGCUCGAGCUCCAGUCAAACCGGAUAGCCGCCAUCGAUGUGCACGUCUUUCAAGAUCUUACAGCCCUCACCGUCCUCUAUGCUUGGCAGAACCAACUCAGCGACUUGGACCCUGCCCUUCUCGCCCCCUUGUCACAGCUGCGCAUUCUAUUUCUCUCCACCAAUCGCCUGCGCACACUCCACCCAGACACCCUGGCAGCACAGACGCGCCUCGAGCAGCUUGGAUUGGCCGACUGCCAGCUUGAUGCGCUACCGGAGAAUUUGGUUCGAUCGGAUCGCCUGCAGGCGCUCUACAUUCGGGGGUCGGGCGUGACUGCCUUGCCCCACUCCCUCUUGUUCAACACCACCUCCCUUCAAUCGCUCUACGCUGCGGAGAAUCGCUUGGCUUCGCUGCCGGACGGCGCUUUUCGUGGCUACGCGCAACUGCUGGAUUUGGACCUGGGCAACUCUCUGAUUGCAGACCUUGAGGGUCAGACCAUACACCUUGACCUGGCCGCCAGCAUGAGCUUGCAAAACCUUGAUCUGACAGGCAUGCGUCUGAACAGCGUCACUUUCAGUCAGAUCACCGAGCUAGUGAACCUAACCUACUUGGCUAUGGGCGGACGCGCCACGGCCUGUCGUGAGAACGUGGACUGGGACCAUCACUUUGUUAGCACUCGUCUCCUAGACUUUGCCAUUACGGGGACGCUGUGUGAGAGCAUCUCCCUGAACGUUUCGCUCAGUCCCGUGGCUAAACUGCGGCUGCAUAACAACCUGCAGCUACGCCGUUUGAGCCUACUGCUCAACUCGGCGCAGGCCAUUGACCUCCUCGACGUCUCCGCCACACCCUUGCUCGAACGCAUCGACCCUGCCGUGCAGGUGCGCACGCUCAACAUCUCCCUCUCGGGCCUGCCCUAUGACCCGCUACUCUGCAACUGGAUGGGCCAGUAUCGUUUGAUUGCCCGGGGCUUGCGAAACUCUUCCAGCUACACCGUACAUGCCCGACGCUUGCUUCAGGACUGCUUCCGAGGCACCGACUACAUUGAUCUCUCGGAUAAUGCGUUUUUGUCGAAUCUGGAGGUCCUCCGCGAGACCAUCUCACAGCCCUUUAUCACGACAACCAUGUACGCCUCGCCACAUCUGGAUGGGCCCAGCUACCAACCGGUUCAGGUUUUUGUCAAUCCAACCUUCUUGGCCUUGGCAGAUCUGCCCGUAUCCUGUAACAUGUUGGUGGAAAAUCAGGUCAUUUGGAACGAGGUGGACAAUACAUACCCGCUGGCCACCGUCUAUCGCUACGAGUGCGAGUGUGCCUCUGAGCACCGCCAGCUUGGAAGCAACUGCUAUGCCAUCUCGCCCAUCGGGGACACGCAGGCCGGAUUGGCUGCCUCGUUUGUGUUUGGCGUGCUCUUCGUGCUGCAGCUGGCGGUCUUUGCCCGACGCUACGUGCGGUACGUGCGUGAAUACGAUCAGAUUCGCCUUGCGCUCGGCGAGGAGCGUAGCCAGCGCCACUGGGCCAAGAUUAAAGCCUUGAUCGACAAGCGACGCGUGUCGCGCACUGCUUUUACGCCCAAGCUCCGCGUUCGGGACUUUGACGGUUCUUCAUUGCGGGGUGGUUUUGGUGCUGUCGUUUUCAAGACGUUUGAAGAACACGAGGUGGCUGUCAAGGGAGCCGAGGUCCGCUUCCAAGGCAGCUCGGCCAUGGACAACGAACAGCAGCAAGCCUUUGAUACGGAGCUGGACUUUCUGCUCGUGUCGAGUCACGAGAACCUCGUGAACUGCUAUGCAUGGGGCGUGCUGCAGGAUGGGGCUUUUCGCGACAGUGCAGUGCAGCGUUGGUUUUACUACCUGGUGCUGGAAAAGAUGGACGGGGAUCUGACGGCGUGGCUUGAGCAGCACCCCUUUCAAGACGUUUCGGAUACACAGCGAAUCAACAUUGCUCUCCAAGUGGCAACGGGCCUUGAGUAUAUUCAUGGCCAACAGCAUGUGCAUCAAGACAUCAAGCAGGGCAACGUUCUGGUCAAAGAGUUGCCGCCGGGGCGCCUCGUGGCCAAGGUGGCUGACUUUGGGAGCCUGACCCAGCGCUUGCGGGUCGGGGAGGACGGGCAACAGGACGAAGCCAAUUGUCAGGGCACAGCCGAGUACCUGAGCCCAGCGCGCAUGGAAGGCUUUCCGUUUGCGCCUUGCGAGCCGGCAGACGAUGUGUAUGCCUAUGGAGUCGUUCUGUACGGGCUUGUCACGCAUACAGAGACCAGCUUGCUGGAGCUGGCAGAGGGACCGCAGGUUGCCGGGUUUCCCGCCACCAAAAUCAAGCGGACCCUCCCGUAUGUGCGCCAGGGUUACAACUACUUUUCCUACUUGAACACCGCUCGGAUGCAGACACGUUUAUUACGUCAACUUGUCAAACUGGGGCGGCAAUGCUUAAACCUGGACGCGGCGCAACGACCUUCCUUCACAGAAGUAAAGCGUAUUUUGAUGCAACUGACCGGUGUGCUGGACA